UCGCCUUCAUCUUUGCUGCAAUUAGCAGAAAGCAUCCAUCCAAGCCGCUGCAACUUGAAGUAGUAGGCUGAGGAGGGGAUCUCGUUCUCUUUACGGCAGCACGUCUCCUAUCUCCAGCCAUCAAAACAAAAGAAAGGAUCCAGUAGAAGCGAUCAGGAGUGGACAUAAAGUCUUCGGAUUCCAUGGCGGCCGUCAGGAGGGAAGCCACAGGCAUGGCCAGAUUGGCAGGAUUACCCAUAGGAUGUCUUGGAAUAAUUCUCCUUGGUUUUGUCAUUCAGUCCCUUGCAGUCCAUACAAGUGAGAGCAACUCCAUAGCGAAGACGACUGAGGCCACUCAGAAUGUCGGAGCAGAAACUGAGAUUGUUAGCAGGCGUCUCGGAGAUUACAAGCAAGACGGCAGCAAGCAUGGAGAAGGGAACUUCAAGGACGGCAACAGGUACAGCGAAGAAGGAAAGUACGAGGAUGGCAACAAGUAUGGCCAGGACGGGAACAAGUAUGCCGAACAAGGGAAGUACGAGUACGGCAGCAAGCAUGGCCAAGAGAACUUCAAGGACGGGAAAAAGUAUGGUGAACAAGGGAGGUACUAUGAGGACGGCUACAAGUAUGUCCAAGGGAACUUCAAGGAAGGGAAAACCUACGGCAAAGGGAAGUACGAGGACGGCAACAAGUAUGGCGAAGGGAACUUCAAGGACGGAAACAAAUACGGCGAACAAGGGAAGUACGUGGACAAGUAUGAGAAGGAGUACGAGAAGAAGUAUGAGAACGAGUACUACAACCACUAUGACAACAAGUACAACAACAAGUACUAUAACAAGUACUAUGCGAAUAAGCAGGGCAUCAAAGGGCUAACGUACCACGACAGAGACAUUGAUGUGGACAUUGAUGUGGACAUUGAUGUGGACGUAGACUAUGAUGAGGACAACUGGAAGUAUGACAACAAGUACAAGUUUUAUGAUGGCAAACACAAAGGGCAGAAGCACGGCGUGAAGUACAUGGAGGAUUACGGUAUGAAGUACAGCCGUUACGAUAAGAAGAGGUAUGGCGAGAAGAAGUAUGGCUACAAGAAUUAUAACAAGAAAUACUAUGGGAAGAAGAAGCAAAGCAAGAAGUAUCAUAAGUACAACGACAAGUACGGUAACAAGCAUGGUAACAAGUUCGGUAAAAAGUAUGGUAACAAGCACGGUAACAAGCACGGCAACAAGUACGGUAACAAGUACAGCAGCAAGUACGGGAAGAAGGGUAAUUAUUAGAGGGACUAUGGCAAGAAGAAGGAUGAGAAGGGGCAUGAUGAGAAGGAGUACAACACGGUUGACCCCGCAGUACGAUCAAACACAUCUUACAUAAGUACGACAAUGAGAGUUACGACGGGAAGUACAAGGACAAAAAAUGUGAUGAUCAGGAGUACAACAAGGGUAGGAGCUGCAAUAAGAAAUGAAUGAACAGUGAUUCCGCUACAGAAGAUUAUGCUUUCCGAAAAGUAUUGUCGCAGUCAUUCAUUGGAAGUCUGAGCAGAAGAGAAAACAAACGUGCAUAAAGUGA
Chara braunii is the source of this 1539-nucleotide messenger RNA. The record is from the annotation of a GenBank genome assembly. NCBI's taxonomy places the organism in Eukaryota, Viridiplantae, Streptophyta, Charophyceae, Charales, Characeae.